Messenger RNA from Salarias fasciatus (jewelled blenny), 2358 nucleotides. RefSeq names its product transmembrane protein 19 (gene tmem19). The record is from RefSeq and is a predicted model, not a curated record. Lineage: Eukaryota; Metazoa; Chordata; Actinopteri; Blenniiformes; Blenniidae. The coding region runs from base 199 to 1206 and encodes 335 amino acids. Gene Ontology annotation, cellular component: membrane. The transcript has 8 exons.
CGUCCGUCCUCCUUCAGUCCGGAUCGGCAGUCUGCAGCCUCUCCCCGUCUUCCAACACAUUCUGCUCUUUUUGUGUGAGACCGGAUCAGUUUUCUGGAGCUGGACGUGUUUCCGGCUCGGCAGGUUGGAGAUCUGAAGUGAGAUUGAAGGUGUGAAUGAAGGAAGCGAUGGCGGCUCAGCGGAGGGAACUGACCCACCAUGGACUCUGACUUGGACGUGUUGAUGAAGGAUUCUGUCAAGAUGAUGACCGACAUGAUCGUCCUGUGUGCCACUCUGGCGCUGUCGCUCUUCUUCUGGGUCGUCUCCCUCGUCAUGAGCAGCUUGUCUGGGACGCUGCAGCCGGUGUCGCCAUGGCGAUGGCUGUUCUCCAUCCUGGUCCCGCUGGUGCUGACGGUCCGAGCGCUGAAGAGACGCAGCCUGGACCGCUCAGGAGCUCUGGGAGCCCUGCUGGUGGGCUUCGUGCUGACCAUGGCCAACUACAGCUUCUUCUCCGCCCUGCUGGCCUUCUUCAUCACCUCCUCCCGGCUGACGCGCUGGGGCGGCGAGCAGAAGAAGAAGAUCGACGCCGACUACAAGGAAGGAGGCCAGAGGAACUGGGUCCAGGUUCUGUGUAAUGGAGGAGUUCCCACCGAGCUGGCACUGCUCUACAUGAUCGAAGCGGGGCCGGGGGAAAUCCCCGUGGACUUCAGCAGGCAGUACUCGGCGUCCUGGAUGUGUCUGUCCCUGCUGGGCUCGCUGGCCUGCAGCGCCGGAGACACCUGGGCCUCGGAGGUGGGGCCCGUCCUCAGCCAAUCGCGGCCCAGGCUCAUCACCACCUGGGAGGAAGUGCCGGCAGGCACUAACGGCGGCGUGACGGCGGUCGGGCUGCUGGCCAGCUUCCUGGGGGGCGCGGUGGUGGGCGGGGCCUACUUGGUGACGCAGCUGCUGACGGUGGGCGAGCUGCAGGGGGCGGGGCCGCAGUGGCCCCUGGUGGUGUACGGGGGCGUGGCCGGGCUGCUGGGCUCCAUGCUGGACUCCUUCCUGGGCGCCCACAUGCAGUAUUCAGGCUUCGACUCCAGCAUCGGGAAGGUGGUGAGCUACGAGUCGGCCACCACCCGCCGCAUCUGCGGCAAGCCCAUCCUGGACAACAACGCCGUCAACCUCUUCUCCUCCGUGCUGGUGGCGCUGGUCCUGCCCGGGCUGGCGUGGGGGGCGUGGCCUCGGUAGGCCGCCGCCUUCGCUCUGAUUGGUCAAACCGCAACCGACGGCAGCGAGCAGACAGAAAAUCGGACGAGAGGGAGGGAGCAAAAGAAGAGCUUUGUCCAUCUCAAUUUCACAUGAAAGUUCUUUUAUUUUGAAAAUCUCAGACACAAACAGAAGAAAUGCUUCGUUAUGAGAAUAAAGUUGCUGUUUUGAAAUUUUGCUCAAAUAUUUUUCGGGCGGUUCCAGGGAAGAUUUCUUGUGAAAUAUUUUUUUUGAAAAAAAAUUGUAAAGAAAAGAGAAUAAAGCUGUCAAAGUUAAAACAUUUUGAAUUGAAUCAGUCUGAACAAACUCAGCAUAUUUCAGCACGGUGUGUAUUUUGUAAGCUUGAAGUCUUUUAUUGUUAAAGGUGCAGAAUGUUCAGAAGCCGGCCUGGUUCCUGUGAGCCACUCGGGGGAGGUUAUCAAAAUAAGGUCCAUUUAUUCUGAAAAGAAGUCAGUUUGAUUGCAGAAUUCAAAGUUUACAUUUACGCUGCAGCAGAUCCAUCAACACCAGCUAGCCUCCUGCAGCACCGCCUGGAGCCACCGGGUGGUGCAGUGAGUCCGCUUCACCCGGGUCCUCAAGAUCAAAGGACGGAAAUCCUGAAGAAAGAUUCUGGAAGUAGCCAAGAUGAAGGCAGCUGGCUAACCGGCUAACCAGCUAAACGGCUAACCGGCUAACUGGCUAACCAGCUAAACGGCUAACCGGCUAACUGGCUAACCAGCUAAACGGCUAACCGGCUAACCGGCUAACUGUCUAACCAGCUAACUGGCUAACCGACUAACUGGCUAACCAGCUAAACGGCUAACUGGCUAACCGGCUAACCAGCUAAACGGCUAACUGGCUAACCAGCUAACUGGCUAACCGACUAACUGGCUAACCAGCUAAACGGCUAACUGGCUAACCAGCUAACUGGCUAACCGACUAACUGGCUAACCAGCUAAACGGCUAACUGGCUAACCGACUAACCAACAAACUGGCUAACCGGCUAACUAGCUAACCAGUGAACCCUGUUAUCCAGUCAACCAGCUUUACAGCUAAUCACAGCUGGCUCAGUGUCGUAGCUAAGGUGGAGCUGAGGGUGGAGCUGUGGGUGGGGCUGAGGUGGGGCUGAGGUGGAGCUGUGGGUGGAGCUGUGGG